Brenthis ino (lesser marbled fritillary) is the source of this 726-nucleotide messenger RNA. The record is from the annotation of a GenBank genome assembly. Lineage: Eukaryota; Metazoa; Arthropoda; Insecta; Lepidoptera; Nymphalidae.
AUGAAGUUGGUCCUAGCAUUUGGUUUACUCUGUCUUGUAGCAGUAUAUGCCAGAGAAUUAGGUGAAGAUGAAAAAGAUCUCAUAACAGCUGCAAGUGGUAAAUCCCAUAAGCAUGAGGAAGGUGGUGGCAAGGAACACCAUGCUCACCACCACCACGAGCACGGUGGUCAUGGGCACAAAGGACACAAAGGUCAUCAUCAUCACCACAAGGGUGAACACGGCGAUCAUGGAAAGCAUCACCAUGAGGGUCAUCAUCAUGAACAUGGUGGUGGUCACAAGAAGCACUGGGAUGAACAUGAUCAUCACGGCCAUCAUCACGAACAUGGCCACCAUCAUAAAGGUGAAAAACAUGGACAUCAUAAGCAUCAUGAUAAGGGAGAGAAGACCGACGGCUACCACAAAAAGUACCAUAAGGACGCCUUCCACAAGGAUCAUCACUUCUACGAUGAUCAUCACCACGAAGGCAAACAUCACAAGCACGGUGAUCACCACGGCCACCACGAAACUCAUGGAGGAGACCACAAGAAAGGAGGCCAUCAUGAAAGUGGUCAUCAUGAGCAUCAUCACGGUAAGCAUGGUCAUCAUGAUAAGCACCAUUAUGAUGAGGAUCACCACGGCCACAAGGGUCAUCACGGCCAUGAAGAGCAUCAUCACGGUCAUCACGACCAUGGUAAGAAGGGCGGCCAUCAUGACCACAAAGACUGGGGCUUCCAUCAUGGCAAGCAC